Lecanosticta acicola is the source of this 1944-nucleotide messenger RNA. Lineage: Eukaryota; Fungi; Ascomycota; Dothideomycetes; Mycosphaerellales; Mycosphaerellaceae. The record is from the annotation of a GenBank genome assembly.
AUGGCACUACCAGGACUCGGACCCUUCACCCAGGAGGAGUUUACCACAUACACACACUUCGUCGACCAGACAUUCCCCGUCUCCGACGUCGUCAACAGCAAUGCAUGUAAGGCCGUCCGACCGACCGACUGUAUGCUCCAGGGAUUUCAAGUUUUCUCUAAUUCUUCUUCUUUUUCUGUAGGGAAACAACGAUCGAUCGAUGAACUGGCCGGGUGGCACCCCCAACUCCGACCCAUCAUCGUCGCCCGUAUGAAUGCGCUGCUGCACACCUCCAACCGACUCCUCGCGGACCGGCGAGAUGCCCAGGAGAUGAGAGAAUACCUGCAAAACACGCCGAUGACGACGCAUCGGUACAUGGACAAGAUCCAUCAACAGCGCGACAAGUCGACGAUCCUGAUCGCGGGCUACCAGAGCUUUGACGCGGCGCUGAAGCAUUUCUACCACUGGUAUGAGGCCCAGGGACCGGCGGGAGAUUCGCACCUCCUCGAAGGUAUCGCGUGGCAUAUCCAUUGGGUCCACGGGGACCUGAACCGCGCGGAGGAGAACCGAGAAUUCUGGAGAUCGGAGAUGCAGCGCUUACGAGCGCAGUCGCCUCGAGUUUUCAGAAGGGGGAAACCGGGGAAUUACGCACGGGACAGGGCCAGCAACCGCGGCAUGGCCAGGGCACGGCAGUGGCCCAAUGUCCCGUUGCAGCCUUGGAAUAUGAGCAAUGAGCCCGAGGGAACGUGGCAUACGGUCAAGCAAUUCGAAGCAGGAGCCAUGGGGAAGACCUACCUGAAGCUGAAAGUCGAUCGCAAUGGCCGCGUGGUGAGUCGGAUGGUGGUGAAGUUCACCAAGUAUGGAACAAAUCCUUGGUUUCCGACGCAAUGGAGGCUCAGACCGGAUGGCACUCGCUGGCCCCUCGAAUGGCUGACGCAGACGGCUGUGUCCCGUGGUCAAGGCGCGAGGCAUGCUCUCAGGACUCUGGGCGAGCCUAUUGUCACGCAGCAGGACAACGGCAACGGCUGGGUCCAGAUGAAGUUGCCCUACGCGGCUUUAGGAGACCUGUCCAAUAUGCUCACCGCACACUCUCAGGCGGAUCAAAUGAUACCGGAGCCUUUCUUGUGGUUAUGCUUGCUUGCUUUGGCCGAGACAGCCCUCAUUAUGAAGCAGGGAGGACUCGCCCAGCAAGUUGGAAACUGGGAACAGGUCGUCCACCGGGACCUCAAACCAGAGAAUGUUUUCCUAGAUUUUGCGGACCCAGGGCACUUCCCUCACUUCCCCAAGCCGCUGUGAGUCGUACGCUUCUGAAGUGCUGCCGGGUGUAAUAAGCUGACUGAUUCGUAGUGUGGCCGACUGGGGUCUUGCGUUUUUCACAGACGAGACAGAUCCAGCAAAUCCAUUCCUCCACACCGACGCCGGGACACCGGGACACCUCGCACCCGAGCAGCCUACCUGGAUUGACGACUACACCGGUGAGAUGUGUAACAGUGUAAAGAUACUUUCUCCCUGCAACAGUAAGUCAAGCACAGUCGUUUCUCACACUGCAAGGAUGUUGGAACUGACCCGCACGCAUUAGUCUUUGAAAUCGGCUCCAUCAUGCUCUCGUUAAUGCACUUGACCAACCUGUACGAAGAUGUCCAUCAGAAUACAAGGCAGCAAUACAACAUCAUGAGCCCAAGCUGGAUGAUGUAUAGCACGGAACUUCGCGAUACGGUGAGCGCGUGCGUGGAAUUCCAAAUAUACAACAGGCCGACGCCGGAAACGCUUUUGGAUUUCGUGAACCAGCAUAUAGCAAAUAGCAACAUUCUGCAGGAUGCGGAAAGUGGCGUUGGGGUAAUGGCUAUGGACGUACCCAUCGUUCAUCCGGAGAAGGCGGAGUACCAGCUGGGAUUCGCGCGGAAGCAAGAUGCGAAUGCAGGCGCACGGGAAGGACGAGGUGCACCGAGAGUCGUGAAUCCUUGA